Messenger RNA from Pieris macdunnoughi, 9030 nucleotides. NCBI's taxonomy places the organism in Eukaryota, Metazoa, Arthropoda, Insecta, Lepidoptera, Pieridae. The record is from the annotation of a GenBank genome assembly.
AUGAAACUCCGAUUGGUGGCUCUGGCGCUGGUGGUUGCAGCGGCGGCCGCCGACCCCCGGCAGAACACGCCGCGCCCGAGGCAUUGGCAACGCGGGGCACGAACACUAGCAGAUAGAUCAACAACGCAAUUUGUAGGACCCCACGUGUGCCGCAGCAGGAACAGCACGCAUUGCUGUCCAGGAUGGACGUCGAGACCUAAUUCUUUACUUUGUGUAGUCCCUUUGUGCCGGCCGGAUUGCGGUUCGCCCGGUUCGUGCAUAGCGCCGAACAUGUGCCGGUGUCCUGGAGGCCUCGAGGCGCCAUCUUGUGGCGCAGGCGGAGCGCUAUACUCCUAUCCACCACGACCACGCGGUGGCUGCCGUCGAAUCUGCAUGAAUGGAGGAACGUGCACUAAUGGAACAUGCGCUUGCGCACCCGGCUGGUCCGGGGAAUUUUGUACUGAACCAAUAUGUCGAGAGCCAUGCCUCCACGGUGGGCGAUGUAUAGCCCCAGACCGUUGUGUUUGCUUCCACGGCCUAUCUGGAACACGCUGCGAAAUCGAUCGACGAACAGGGCCGUGCUAUACGGACACUCGUGGCGCGCUGUGCACGGGCGCGUUGGAGGGCGUGGUGUGCACCAAGCAGCUGUGCUGUGCCACCGUGGGCGUGGCUUGGGGCCAUCCCUGCGAACGCUGCGGGGACCUCGACUGCCCCACGGGACACCUGCGGAAUCUGGCCACCAAGGAGUGCCAGGACAUCGACGAGUGCGCGGCGGUGCCCGGGCUUUGCGAGGGCGGCAAGUGCAUCAACUCCGUCGGCUCCUUCGCGUGCGAGUGUCCUCCGGGCCAACGGAGGCAUCGCGUCACCAACAACUGCGAGGAUGUCGACGAGUGCGAGGACCCCGAUAUUUGUCCGAAUGGAAAAUGUGUUAACACGGAGGGUGACUACUACUGCCUGUGCAAUCCUCACUUCAUUCCGAGUCCCGAUAAGAAGUUUUGCAUCGACGGUCGCGUGGGCAACUGCUUCACGUAUCUGGGCGAGACGGGCGAGUGCGGAGACCGUCUGCCCAUGUCUCUGUCCAACAGAGACUGCUGCUGCGGAUACAACAUGGGCAGGGCCUGGGGCGACCUCUGCGCGCCUUGCCCGCCGCGGGGAUCAGUGGAGUGGACGCACCUGUGCGGCGGAGGCGCGGUCCCUCCCGACUGGAGACGCAACGACACGACUAUGGGCUUCGGGGACGGAAGCGACGUCCCUCACCCCAUCGCCAAGAUCAACGAGUGCAUGCUCAGGAACGGCAUCUGCGGCCUCGGCGACUGCAUCGACAAGGAUGUCGGGUACUCCUGCUCGUGCUGGGAGGGUGCAGAGAGCACGCUACAAGACGGCAACCCCACGUGCAUCGACAUCGACGAGUGCGCCCUCGAGUACUGCAAGGGCGGCUCUUGCGUCAACACACCCGGCAGCUUCACCUGCAGAUGUCCGCCCGGUUUCGAUCCCGUAGAAAAUGGUCAGCGAUGCAGUGACAAAAACGAAUGUGAAAUGACGAACGGAGGGAUGUGCACUAACGGCGUUUGCACGAAUGUAGACGGCGGCUACGAGUGCACCUGCAACCCGGGCUACGAGUCGACGGAGACGGGUCACGCGUGUCGCGACGUCGACGAGUGCGCCGACAACCCGCGAGUGUGUCGUCGGGGACGCUGUCGGAACACGCCCGGCGGAUACGAGUGCGUCUGCGAGCCGGGCUUCGCGAGAUCCGCCGCCGGGUACUGCGCCGACGUCGACGAGUGCGCCGACCGGUCGCUGUGCCAGGGAGGUCGCUGCGUCAACGGCGAGGGUUCGUUCCAAUGCGUGUGCGAGGCGGGCUACCGUCCGACGCCCGACCGAGCCGCCUGCGUGGACGUGGACGAGUGUUCCGAGUUACGGGUGUGUCGGAACGGGAAGUGCCACAACUCGCCCGGCUCCUUCCGCUGCGAGUGCCUGCCCGGGUUCACGCUCAGCAACGACGGACGCACUUGCCUAGAUGAGGUCCAAGACCUGUGCUACGAGAAAUACGAAGACGGCCAAUGCACCGGACCCGGAACCACGCCCGUCACUCGCUCGCAGUGCUGUUGCAGUGCCAGCAAAGGUCUGCACCUGGGCUGGGGCGUAUCCUGCAAGGCCUGUCCCCCUCGCGGUAGCCAGGACUACGAGAUUCUAUGUCCCGAGGGCUCCAGCAAGGACAACGCCGGCACGGACAUCAACGAGUGCACCAUGAUCCCCGGCGUCUGCCCCCACGGCACCUGCGAGAACUUGGAGCCCGGAUACAAAUGCAUCUGCGACCCCGGAUACCAUCCCGACAAGGAUGGCAUCUGCCGAGACGUCGACGAGUGCGAUAUGCACCAGUCGUACUGCACGGGCGGGCAGUGCCGAAACACGUUGGGCAGCUUCGCGUGCGUGUGCCCGAGCGGCACUCGCUACGAGCCCGACGAGCAGCUCUGCCGAGACAUCGACGAGUGCGAGGGUGAGCCCCCGUCGGACCUUCCCCAGCGCGGGGACAUCCCGCCCCGCGCCCUCCCCGCAGAACAAUCGAACCCCUGCGACAACGGACGGUGCAUCAACACUCACGGCAGCUACGAGUGCGAGUGCGAACACGGCUUCGUCCUGGAUGCGUCUGCGCAGCACUGUCUCGACAACCGUCGCGGGUCGUGUUGGCGCCGCGUCGUGGACGGGCAGUGCGAGGGCGCCGCCCCCGCGCCCCUUCUCAGACAGGAGUGCUGCUGCAGCGUAGGACUGGCCUGGGGCUCCCCGUGCGAGCCCUGCGAGCCCGACGACUGCCCGUGCCCCAAGGGAUUCGCCAAGCUGGACGGCGUGAACUGUCGCGACGUGGACGAGUGUAUGCUGGACCCCGACCUGUGCGCCGGCGGACGGUGCGUCAACACGGACGGCUCCUACCGCUGCGAGUGCCCCGCCGGCCUCGCCCUCGACGCCUCGGGCAACCGAUGCGUGGACACGCGCCGCGAGAUGUGCUACACGGACUGGGUCGGGGGACGUUGCUCGGGACCGCUUCGGCUGGAAGUGCACCGAGCCGUCUGCUGCUGCUCUUCGCUGGGCAAGGCCUGGGGAGACUCGCGCUGCGAGCCUUGUCCCAAGAAAGGAACGGACGCGCAUCGGAACCUCUGCAUAGCUGACGCGAGCGGCCCUCCGAACGUCUGGACCGGGCCCGGCGGGCCGGGCGCGCCUAACGGGACCGAUAUCUGGAGCCAAACCGGAGACGGAAACGGAGACGGUUUCGGUACGGGCUGGGACGACGGGCACACCAACGCGUGGGGCAACGGAACCGGGGACGGCUGGGGACCGGACAGGCCCGGCGUCACGCCUAGUCAGAUGGAGAUCAACGAGUGCGCGGCCUUCCCCGGCCUCUGCGGGCACGGCAGGUGCCGGAACAUGGUCGGUACCUUCACUUGCGACUGCUUCCCGGGCUACGAACAGGAUUCGAAAAACCACACUUGCGUGGACGUGAACGAGUGCGAGAUCGUGGAAAACGUGUGCGGGGCGGGAGAGUGUCGCAACUCCGAGGGCGGCUUCAGCUGCGUCUGCCGCGACGGAUACCGCACCGACGAUCUCUCCAAAGUCUGCGUCGACGUCAACGAGUGCGCAGAGAACCGGGCGUUGUGCCGCGGAGGGCGCUGCCUGAACACGCCGGGCUCCUUCCGCUGCGAGUGCGGUGCCGGCAUGGAGCUGGCGCCCGACCGCCUCUCUUGCAAGGACAUCGACGAAUGCUCUAUCACUUCUGGCAUAUGCAGCAACGGUGCGUGCGAAAACCAGAUGGGAACGUACCAGUGCGUGUGCGACGAAGGAUACGCGCAGUCCACCGUCAAGUCCCACUGCGAGGACAUCGACGAGUGCUCGGAGGACCCCACCCGCUGUCAACACGACUGCAUCAACACGCCCGGCUCUUACCACUGCGUCUGCCGGGAAGGCUGGCACCUGCGCGCGGACGGUCGGUCGUGUCGCGACGUGGACGAGUGCGCGAGCGGCGGACGAGUGUGCGGCGGAGGCGAGUGCCGCAACACGCCCGGCUCCUACCGCUGCACCUGCGCGGAGGGUCUGCUGCCCGCCCCGGCCGACGCCAAGCCCACCUGCCUCGACGUCGACGAGUGCGCCGACAUAGCGGACCUCUGUGGCGCCGGCGAGUGUCGCAACACCAUCGGAAGCUUCGUGUGCCGCUGUCCCGACGGGUACAGCGUCAAGCCCGAGCAGGGCCCCGCCUGCACCGACGACGACGAGUGCGAACUCGGCACCUGCGACUGCCACCCCGCCGCCGACUGCAUCAACCUGCCCGGCUCCUUCCAGUGCCGCUGUCGGGACGGUUGGCGCGGAGACGGUGCCGAGUGCGAGGACGUGGACGAGUGCUUGACAAACAAUGGCGGAUGCCAUCCCAGGGCCACUUGCCGCAACACCGACGGCUCCUUCGUGUGCCUCUGCGACACGGGAUACAAGGGAGACGGAUACUCGUGCGUGGACAUCGACGAAUGCGCCAACGACCCCACCCUGUGCGAGAACGGUCACUGCACGAACAUACCCGGAGGCUACGAGUGCGACUGCGACGUCGGAUUCACCAAGGCCGACGACGGCAAGUCUUGUCUCGAUAUGGACGAGUGCGGAACGUUCGAUAACGUUUGCGUGUUCGGACGCUGCGUCAACACUUUCGGCAUGUUCAAGUGCAUCUGCGAUAAAGGCUACCAGUCGGACAGCAUAGACGACCUGAUGCCCGGGUUCAACUGCACGGACGUGGACGAGUGCAAGUCCCCGCAGUCGUGUCAGUACGGCGAGUGCGUCAACACGCAAGGCUCCUACCUCUGCCGCUGCCCUCCCAACUACGACCUGGUCUCCGACGGCACGGCCUGUUUCGACUCCCGCAAAGCCCGGUGCUACGGCAAAGUGGACCUUCGCUCGGGAACCGAGCAGUGCCGGGACAGCGACGAAUUGUCUGAAGACGGCACGAUGGCCGCCUGCUGCUGUUCCGUCGGUGCCGCGUGGGGUAACUACUGCGACCUAUGUCCCGAGCCCGGCUCGGAAGCGUACAGACAGCUAUGUCCAGGUGGACCUGGAUAUCAACCCGUUUUGGAACCCCCGUCGUACGUUGUGACCUUGGCCGAUAUCGACGAGUGCUCGCAGCAUCCGUCGCUGUGCCAGCACGGCACGUGCACGAACACGUUCGGGUCCUUCGUGUGCACGUGCGGCGAGGGCUGGCGGUUGGCGGCCGACGAGCUGCGCUGCGAGGACAUCGACGAGUGCGCCGUGCCCGACGUCUGCGGUCCCGGCGUCUGCCGCGACAUGCCCGGCUCCUACGUCUGCCUCUGCCCCGAGGGUUACGUCUCCAUGCCUAACGGAAAGGAGUGCGUGGACGUCCGCCAGCGCCAAUGCUACAUGGAUUGGGAGCUCGAACGCGAACGGUGCUCGUCGCCGGUGGGCGUGCCGCAGACCAAGUACCUGUGCUGCUGCUCGGUGGGCAAGGCCUGGGGAAGCCCCUGCGAGGCAUGCCCCGAGAGAGGAUCGCCCGACCACGUGGCUCUCUGCGGGGAGAAGCCCGGCGAGUACAUCAACCCCAUGACCAACGAGACGCGCCCCAUCAACGAGUGUGACAUCAUGCCCCAGCUCUGCAAGCCCGGCACUUGCCACGACACGCCCACGGGCUUCCAGUGCGGCUGCGACCACGGAUACGAGCACGACAACACCUCUCACUUGUGCCGCGACGUCGACGAGUGCACGUCGCAUCGGUCGCCCUGUCGGGGGCUCGCACAGUGCGUCAAUCUCCCGGGAGCCUACGAGUGCAAGUGCCCGGCGGGCUACCGGCUCACCGAUUCUCUGGACGAGUGCGAGGACGUCGACGAGUGCGACGACGAGCGACUGUGCGAACACGGGGAGUGUCGCAACACGGUCGGAUCCUACAGGUGUGAAUGCAAGCCCGGCUACACCCUGCGUGAAAACGCAUGUCGCGACGUGGACGAGUGCGCGCGGCCUCGGCCGCUUUGCCGCAACGGCACCUGCGAGAACAGGCCCGGCUCCUACGUCUGCCACUGCGACGAGGGCUUCAAGCCCGGCGCCAACAACGAUUGCAUCGACGUGAACGAGUGUCGCGAAGGCGGCAUGGUGUGUCGCAACGGGCGCUGUCGCAACACGCCGGGGUCCUUCCGCUGCGAGUGCGCGGCCGGAUACACUCUGACGGCCGACGGACGCCAUUGCCGGGACGUCGACGAGUGCACGGAGCUGCCGGCCCCUUGCGGCCGAGACGGCUCGCCCUCGUGCACCAACACCAACGGCGGGUACGAGUGCUCCUGCGGGGCCGGAUGGCGGCUGACGGGUCGGCGUUGCGUGGACCGGGACGAGUGCCGCGAGUUGCAGUACGUCUGCGCCGGAGGGGACUGUCACAACUUCGACGGCGGAUACCGCUGCGACUGCCCCACCGGGUGGCGCUUCGACGCAGCGGCCGCUCUCUGCGUGGACGAGCGCAAAGAGCUUUGCUACGACGAGUGGUCGGCCGGACGCUGCCAUCGCGCGAGGCCCCUGCAGCUCAGCAGACCCGAGUGCUGCUGCUCUGAAGGUGCCGCCUGGGGAAGAUACUGCGAACGCUGUCCGACUCCCGACUCAGCCGAGUUUUUGCGAAUUUGUCAAGGAGGAAUGGGGAGGCCCAAUUUGACUCAGGACUUGGACGAGUGCAAGGUGCGUCCGGACGUGUGCAAGGGCGGACGGUGCGUGAACACGGAUGGCUCCUUCCGGUGCGAGUGCGGGCCCGGGUACGCGCUCGACGCGGGCGGCCUGAGCUGCGUGGACGCCGACGAGUGCGCCGCCGACCCCAGGAUCUGCGGCAACGGCACUUGCACCAACACCCCGGGGGGCUACGAGUGCCGCUGCAACUACGGCUUCACGCAGGGCCCGCAGCAGACGUGCGUGGACGUCGACGAGUGCGCGGAGGGUCGCGCGGCGUGUUCGUUCCGCUGCCACAACACGGCGGGCUCGUUUAGGUGCACCUGUCCUUUCGGGUUCACGUUGGCGGCCGACGGGAUCCACUGCCGGGACGUCGACGAGUGCGCCUCGGACCGCCACGUGUGCCCUCACGCUUGUGAGAAUGUGGUGGGAUCUUAUAUCUGCAAGUGUCCCGAAGGUUACAGACGCACGGCGGCUCCGCACGACGCGGAGGACGCGUGCGAAGACGUGGACGAGUGUGCGGAGGAGGGAGACCGCUGUGCGCCCGGAGUCUGCAUCAACACGGACGGAGGCUUCUCCUGCGACUGCGACGCCGGUUACGAGCCCAGUGAAGACGGACGCUCCUGCAUCGAUCACCGAACGGGAGCGUGUCACAGAUCCUUGGUGUCGGGCAGGUGCGUGCCGGAACCUUGGCCUCGCUCCGCGGCCUCCACGCCCGCGCCGGCCACGCAAGUCACCAAAGCGCAAUGUUGCUGCACGUUGGGCGUGGCCUGGGGACCGGAAUGCGAGCUGUGUCCCGUCCCGGGCACUCCCGAGAGAAUGGAGCUGUGUUCCCGCAGCAACCUGAUCCCCAAGGGCGGCAUCGGUGGUGGCGGACUGGGGAGCGACGGCUCGACGGGCCUCGUCCCCGACGUGUACGGGGAUGUCGACGAAUGCGCCGCCAUUCCCGGCCUCUGCGCGCCGGGACGGUGCGUCAACACUAUCGGAAGCUUCCGCUGCGUGUGCGGCCUGGGCUACAAAGCGGCGGGCGACGUGUGCGCCGACGUCGACGAGUGUGCGUCUCGGAGGUCUCCUUGCGAGCAGCUGUGCCGCAACACGGAGGGCUCCUACGAGUGCCUCUGCCGCUCCGGCUACGAGGUGGACGAGGACGGGGCCAACUGCCGGGACGUCGACGAGUGCGAGAGGGGUACCCACACCUGCCAUCAGACUUGCACCAACACGGACGGCUCCUUCGAGUGCUCCUGCGAAGAGGGAUACGAGCAGCGUGGCGACGCUUGCAUCGAUAUAAACGAGUGCCACGAGGAGGGUAUAUGCCCGUCCCCGGGAAAGUGCGUAAACCUGCUGGGCUCGUAUCGCUGCGUGUGCCCUCGCGGUUUCCGCCUGGACCUGGCGGGAUCGCGCUGCCUCGACCGCGACGAGUGCGAGGACGGCCGCUGCCAGUCGCCCUGCCGCAACUACGCCGGGGGCUACCGCUGCGAGUGUCCGCCCGAUUCCAUCCGGUCGGCGAGCGGCGUCUGCGUGCCGCGGGACUCGUGCGCGAGCGGGCCGUGCGGGUCGUCGCCGUGCUUCCCUCUGGGCGGCUCGUACCGCUGCGGAUGUCCCGCCGGCUACGGCUGGGACGCCGGACACGCCGUCUGCCUCCAGAUGGCGGGCGGAUGCGCGGGCGCGUCGUGUCUCUUCGGAUGCACGGCGCUGGGUUCCUCGUACCAGUGCGGUUGUCCGGCGGGCUACCGACUGGUCGGCGCCGGCCACUGCCUCUCCGCCCUGGACGGAGCUCUGCCGCCGGACGACAUCGGAGACGCACCCGUCUUCCCUCUCUCGCAUCAGUACAAGGUCGGAGGAGACAACGAUCUGAUUUCCACCGAGGGAUGCUUCAGCUGCAAGGUCAACGGUCGUCACCGUCGAGCGCCGGAGGAGGGAAUCGUGUUCGCCAACGGCACCACGCUCGUCAGGAGACUGCGGCGACGUAGCCGACGUCGUCGGUCGUUGCUGGAGCCGGAGGCCGAGCUUAUCGUGGUGAGCGCCGACGCGAAGCAGACUCGGGGCCGGGUGCCCCUGCUGAGGCUGGUGGGGGCGGAGGCCGACGGACGACCCCACUACCGCAUCGCCUACGGGGACGACAACCGCGACUUCGUUCUCAACAAGAAGGACGGCACCUGGGCGCUGCGGCUCAGGAGGCACCUCAAGGCGAACGCGGUGUUGGAGAGGCAGCUGGAACUGGAGGGCCGCUUCGUGUCGGCCGGUUCCCGACGAAGAGGUCGCCGACACGUCCGCGAGUCGGAGGCGCCGGCGCCCUUGCGACUCUACGUGUCCGUCCGGAUCGCGCCUCGAUCGACGUUUACGAGACGCGACAUCGACUCGAAUUAA